Messenger RNA from Diatraea saccharalis (sugarcane borer), 945 nucleotides. NCBI's taxonomy places the organism in Eukaryota, Metazoa, Arthropoda, Insecta, Lepidoptera, Crambidae. The record is from the annotation of a GenBank genome assembly.
AUGCAGGACGGCCAAACUUCUAACACACAUCUCGCGUUGGAAUUUAAAAAUGGAUCUGCUCUGCAGUGCGUCGGGAGCGGGGCGUGCGGAUUCGCGGCGUGGGCGUUAUGGGAGGGGGGCGCGGGGGAGACUUCAUCGGGUAGAGCGGGGCUGUGCGCGCUGGCGGUGUGGGGCGGAGCGCUAGCGUUGGCGGCGCUGGCGUCACUGACGGGCGCGGCGCGGAACUCGGGCGCGCUGCUGGCGGCGGCGGUGGCGCUGCUGGCGCUCACGGCGGCGGCGGAGGCGGCGGCCGCGUGGUGGGGGGCGGCGCAUCUGCCGCACUUGCGGGCGGCGCUGCUGCAGCGUCUCGACCGCACCGUGCGAUACGAUUAUGGGGUGCUGCCCGCCCGAACGCACCUCGUCGAUGCCAUCCAGCAGGGGCUGGAGUGCUGUGGAUCUAGCGACAUCCGGGACUGGCAGAGCUCGGUGUGGGCUCGCACGGCGGAGGGGGCCGGGGGCGCGGGGGCGGCGCCGGGGGAGGCGGAGGCGGAGGCCGCUCCGGAGGUUCUAGAUCUGUCCGUGUCGGCGCCCGCCCGGUACUAUUCGGUGCCCGCCUCGUGCUGUCAGUGCAUUUUUUUUGCUAAAAUUAAUCGGAAACGAGGAGGGCACGGUCUUCCGGACUCGGACGGGCGGAAAGAACGAGAUGUAAACCGAAACCGCGAUAAUUACACUCAGAGCCCGGAGGCGGGCGCGUGCGCGGCGGCGCGGCGCGUGCCGGCGGCGGGCGGGCGCGGGGCGGGGCUGCACGCGCGCGCGUGCGGGCCGCGGGUGCUGCGCGCGCUGGGGGCGGGGGCGCGGGGGCCGCUGUGGGCGGGGGCGGCGCUGCUGGGGGUGCACGCGCUGGCCGCGCUGCUGGCGCUGGCGCUGGCCGUGCGCGCGCGGCCCCGCGCCGGGUACAAGGCGUGA